Drechmeria coniospora is the source of this 2310-nucleotide messenger RNA. RefSeq lists its product as uncharacterized. The record is from RefSeq and is a predicted model, not a curated record. The transcript is spliced from 5 exons. The coding region runs from base 1 to 2310 and encodes 769 amino acids. NCBI's taxonomy places the organism in Eukaryota, Fungi, Ascomycota, Sordariomycetes, Hypocreales, Ophiocordycipitaceae.
AUGGCGCCCAACGUGAACAAGCCGACCGACGUCAAGAAGAAGGAUGCCGACAUUCACCGCAAGCUCCAGAUCUACGGCAUCAUCAGGGCCUUUUCCCUCGGAAAAGUCCCCUCGAAUGACCAAAUCGACGUGGCCCUCAACAGCUUCCUCGAGUCCAAGGCCCUCGCCAAGCACGAUGCCCUCUCCGCCGACGGUCAGCUGCUCGUCGAGGACACGAGGGAGGUGGUAAAGCAGGCGAAGAAGCUGCUGCUGUCCAAGAACGAGGGCAACCUGAUCCAGGACUUCAUCUGGCAGACGUGGCAGUUUGACCGCAAGACCGUCCGCGGCCCCAACGCCCCCGUCGACAAGGACACGGCCAAGCGGGACGGCGACGACGCCCUCGAGGGCCUCCGCACCCUCGGCACCCUUCUCAUCACCAACGGCCAGUUCCGAAAGCUUCUCCAGGAUUCCACCGUGCUCGUGCGCGACAUGAUCGGCGAUGCCGCCACAAACGCCGCCAACCGCAUCCGCCCCAACGAGGACCAGCUGGCGCACAUGGACGAGCCCGCCGCCGACAACGUCUGGCAUGACAAGCCCGACCUUUCCAAGGACAAACUCAAGAAGCAGGCCAAGGGUCUCUACAAGGGAGACGCCAAGAAGAAGGAGGCCCGCGACGCCGUCGAGGGCGGUGCCGACGCGGACGUCCACGACGCCCCCGUCACCACGACCGCCGCCGCCGCCGCCGCCACGGACGCCGAGGGCAAGGAAAAGUCCAAGAAGCGCGACGACGAGUACCGCCGCAAGGCAAAGGAGUACUUUGACAAGAAGAUGCCCGCCGACCGCAAGGACCAGAUCGUCUUCCGCCUCAAGAAGAUGGUGCUCGAGUGCCAGCAGCAUCCCGACUACUCCAACGCCAUCCAGACGCUGCUCCGCAUCGCCGAGCAGUACGGCGAGCACGGCCGCAGCCUCACCGAGGGUUCCGCCGGCACCGCCAAGCAGGCGCGCUCGGGUCUCGCCGCCGCCGAGGCCAACCUCCGCACCCUCGUCGAGCGCUUCGCCAACGGCACCUCGACGUCGGCCCUCUGGUCCUCCAUCGGCCAGAUCUACAAGGACGCCGACAAGGACGACGAGCUCCGGGGCUGGUUCCGGAGCAUGGACAAGUACAUCCGUCGCUGCCUCCUCGAGCAGGGCUACAUCCUCGACGAGGCCUCCAACCGCGAGUGGGACGAGCUCUACAAGCACGGCCGCUACCUGCUGCGCGAAAAGUACCGCGCCCACACGGACCGCGUCGUCGACGAGGCCAAGUUCGUCGCCGACCAGUUCGACCGGGACGUCGACAACAAGGCCUUUGCCGCCUCGGUCCAGACCCUCUUCACCCACCUCGGCCACGACGACGGCGGCAAGCCCGCCUUCAAGCCCCACCUCGUCAAGGACCUCACCGACGUCGUCCUGCCGGGCCUGCUGGCCCACAUCAACUACCUGCCGAUCCCGCGCAUCGAGUACUCGGACGCCCAGUUCGACGCCGUCAUCGAGAAUCUCGUGCUCGAGAGCGACAACUUCAUGCCCAACGUGCUCGAGAUCGCGAGCGAGCACUACUUCCGCAUGGGCCGCAAGAAGAUUGCCAACAAGAGCCGCAACACCAUGGACGUCAAGUCGGGCUUCCCCUCGCUCACCGACACGGGCGUCGCCGACGUGCUGCUCCCCGGCAACGGCUUCUCCUUCCGCAUGAAGGUCUCGACGGCCUCCAAGUCGGACCGCCAGCACUUCUUCAAGGUCGACAAGGUCGACGUCGACUUCAAGGGCCUCAACAUCAAGCUCAAGUCGUCCAACCACAAGCUCCUCUUCGCCAUCGUCAAGCCGCUCAUGCUCAAGGUCCUCCGCGCCCCCAUCCAGAAGGCGGUCGAGAAGGCCAUCAAGGAGCAGUGCAACAAGCUCGACGGCGUGCUGCAGCAGAUCAAGCUCGAGGCCGAGCGCGCCGCCAAGGAGGACGAGUCGGGCGGCGACAAAAAGAAGAAGGUCAAGGAGACGGCCGACGACAAAAAGGUCAACGUCGCCAUGACCAUGGACGAGAGCAUCCUGCCCGACGUGAAGCUGCCGGGCGGCGUGAGCGCCAAGGCGACCGAGUACAAGGAGCUGGCGCGCAAGGGCGAGCGGUGGGAGAGCCCCGUCUUCUCCAUCGGCAACGCCAAGCGGAGCGACGACAUUCCGCCGGCGCCCCGCAUCCAGAACAAGUCGCAGGCGCGGGCCGAGGCGCUUGCCAACGGCAAGACGGCGCCGGCGAACAACGCGAGCGCCGGCGUCAACGGCGGCCAGACCGUCCGAGGACACUAG